AUGUCUUCUUCAACAGUUGACGCGAGGUCGGCCGGCGCAAACUCAAGUACUGUCAACGUCCAGCCUAUUCUGACACUGUCUGGAAAGAUCAUCGCAGUGUUAGUCACCGGCGCAAACCGCGGCAUCGGCCUCGGCGUCGCAGAAUGCUGCCUCCUUAACAACGCCGCCAAGGUCUACUCCAUCGACCUUGCGGAACCGGGCGAAGAGUUCGCGGCGGCGUCGAAGCAGUUCCCCGGCCGUUUGUUUGCAAUCACCGCAAACGUCACCGACGAGGGGAGCAUAACGGCCGCCAUCGACAAGAUUGUCGAGGAGUCCGGCGCGAUCCACGGCGUCGUCUGCAACGCGGGCCGGACAAACCACAAGGCUGCUCUUGACUUUUCAAAAGAAGAGAUUGAGACGCUGUUUGGUGUCAACCUUUUCGGCGCGUUCUACACUGCCAGAGCUGCCGCGAGGGCUUUCAUCAAGUUGAACAUCAAGGGUUCCGUCGUUUUCACAGCCUCCAUGGCAUCAUACCGCCCAAACAAGCGCGUCCCAUCAGCGCCAUAUGGUGCUUCAAAGGCAGGCGUCCGCAACAUGGCUCACACGCUCGCCAUGGAAUGGGCCAAGUACGGCAUCCGCGUCAACAGCGUGUCUCCCGGUCUCGUGCGCACCGCCAUGACAUACUGGGUGCCGCAGCAGCCGGACUGGGAGCAGCAGCUUAAAUACUACGGAGGCAUGCCCCGGUUGGCCGAGGUGCAGGAGCUUGGAGGCGCCUACGUCUAUCUUCUAAGUGAUGCGGCGAGCUAUACUACCUCGAUCGACAUUCCUGUCAAUGGUGUCAUUGGGAUUUGCUAA
Molecule: messenger RNA, 834 nt
Organism: Colletotrichum spaethianum
Lineage: Eukaryota; Fungi; Ascomycota; Sordariomycetes; Glomerellales; Glomerellaceae
Product: D-arabinitol 2-dehydrogenase [ribulose-forming]
Exons: 5
Coding region: 1-834 (277 amino acids)
Cellular component (GO): intracellular anatomical structure
Molecular function (GO): oxidoreductase activity, acting on NAD(P)H, oxygen as acceptor
Source: RefSeq, a predicted model, not a curated record